AUGGCAUUUUUGAAAAACGUUCUAGUGGCUCUUUCUGCUGCUUCUGUGCUUGCAGAAUCCACCGGUAGUGCAUCGGCUUCGGCAUCGGAAUCGACCUCGACUUCUGGCUCUAGCUGCAACCCGCUAAAGACCACUGGAUGCUCGCCAAACCCAGCUCUAGCGUCGUCUUUCGCUGAGUCGUUCACCUCUGAGUCAGACCAUUUCCACAUGUUGCAAGAUGCCACAGGCCAAAUCAACUACACCGACAAUGGCAUGGCCAUGACCAUCAACAAACGUUUCGACAACCCGGCUCUGAAAUCGGACUUCUACCUCAUGUACGGUAAAGUCGAGGUGGAAUUUAAAGCCGCAGCAGGCCAGGGUAUCGUCUCGUCGUUCUACCUCCAAAGCGACGAUCUGGACGAAAUCGACCUCGAGUGGGUCGGUGGCGACACCACGGAGUUCCAGUCCAACUUCUUCUCCAAGGGCAACACCACGACCUGGGACAGAGGCGCUUUCCACGGCGUCGAUGCUCCCCAGGAAAAAUUCCACAACUACACCGUCGACUGGGCCAUGGACAAGACCGUGUGGUCGCUAGACGGGUCUCCUGUGAGAACUUUGACCAACACCUCCAGCGAGGGCUACCCUCAAUCGCCAAUGUACAUCAUGAUGGGCUGCUGGGCCGGUGGUGAUCCCGACAACCAGCCAGGCACCAUCGAGUGGGCUGGCGGUCUCACCGACUACACCAAGGCUCCAUUCACCAUGUACAUCAAGCGUGUGAUCGUCACCGACUACUCCUCUGGUGAAGAGUACUCGUACAACGGACAAUCCGGCACCUGGGAGUCCAUCGAGGCCAAGAACGGUGAAGUUAACGGUAGAUACGAGAAGGCCCAGUCUGAGUUUUCCGCAUUGGCCGCUGGCCAGACUGUGAGCACCAGCUCGAGUGCUUCUUCCUCUGCUUCUUCCUCUGCUUCUUCCUCUGCUUCUUCCUCUGCUUCUUCCUCUGCUUCUUCCUCUGCUUCUUCCACCGUCUCCUCCUCCAGCGCUUUCAACACCUCAUCUUCUGCUCCUCACACCAGCUCUGUGCUGUCGAGUGCUUCUCUGAGCUCCAUUUCCUCAAACUCUAUCGUGUCGAGCGCCCACUCCUCGUCCUCCCAGUUUUUGACUUCUAUCACCACAUCGGCUCAUGCGCUAAACUCUACAACAACCGGCAACGCCGGUGCCGUCACUUCCUCCGCUGCUACCACCAAAUCAUCAGGUGCCUCUACUUUGAUCACCUCGACUACAUCUUCUGCCACCAGCUCUCAUGCUGUUAGCAUUAACACCAGCAACGGAGCUCUCUCCUUGCAAGCGAGUCUAUCGGCUCUCGUCGCAGCUGUGGCCUUCCUCAUCUAA
Messenger RNA from Lachancea meyersii CBS 8951, 1371 nucleotides. The record is from the annotation of a GenBank genome assembly. NCBI's taxonomy places the organism in Eukaryota, Fungi, Ascomycota, Saccharomycetes, Saccharomycetales, Saccharomycetaceae.